AGUGUCAAUUCCAAACGUCAAUGUUAAGUUGAAAUUUUAUUUUAUUCAAAUAGAAGUUAAAAGUUUAUUUAUAGUGCUUAAAAUAUCUAAUUGUUUCUUAUCAGCGUUUUCCUCAAUUAGUUAAGAUUUUAAAAAUGUCCGCGUUACUGAGUUCGGUGGGUGGUGUCAUUCGUUUGGGGCCCAGGGAAUUCACCAGGCAAAAAUUCAAACUACCCUUGGUGAAGUUCAUACAUGAUACGAUAAAUUUGUACAAAACAAGGACAAAAGCCGGCGUUAAUAACGUUAGGGACGUUCUUUUCCGAGGCACAGUAAUAGCGUUAAUAACAGCUCUCUUGGUGUGGUUAUCCAUUUUCAUGUAUAUAGCGUUUUAUUAUGUUUACGUACCCACCAUAUCUCACGAAAGACCAGUAUAUUUGAAAUUCAAACCAUGCGGUACUCUUCAAGAUUGCAAGAAUGAAAAAGGUUUGUGUAGUUUUCCUUCAGCGCAUGUAAAAUUAACGAAAAAACAACAACUUUUAAUGUUGGGACAAUCCUAUAAAAUCCAUUUGGAUUUAGAUAUGCCAGAAUCGCCUACGAAUCGCCAAUUAGGUAUGUUUAUGGUUUGCGUAGAGUUUAUGGGAAAAGAUGGCACUUUAAUAAAUAGUUCAUGCCGAUCAGCCAUGUUACAUUAUAAAGGAAUUUUAUUAGACACAAUGUAUAAAUUAUUCUUCAGUCCGUUCUUCGUAUUUGGUUCUGCCGAAGAAAAGCAGAAUGUAAAAGUGGAACUCUUCGCCGAUUAUGAGGAACAAUAUAAUGAACCCGUUACAGAUAUCUACGUGGAGGUGCAGUCAAGAUAUAUAGAAAUAUAUUCGGCUAAAUUUACUGUAAACGCUCAGUUUACAGGCCUGAGAUAUGUAAUGUUUCACUGGCCUGUUCUCUCUGCUGCUAUGGGUAUUACGGCCAAUUUAUUUUUUAUUGCGGUUGUCUGUUUGAUAAGCUGGUAUCAAAUCAUCCAUUCAGAGGAAUAUUUGGAAUACAUAGAUGCUUCAAAACAAAAAAACGAAAACGAUAUUUCCGAUUUGCCGGAGCUAAUCAACAAAUAUUUGGACAACGACUUGGGAAUACUGCCAUUUAUUCCCGCAAUAAUGUGCUUCGAUGUGUGCUCAACGCUCGGUUAUUAUUUCGUUAAGAAAAUAACCAGAAUUUCCGGUAGCGCGAUUCGUGUUUUGAAACUCGCCAUCGAAUUCAGCGAAUAUAAUAAUUUUGAUCAAAGGAAUCGCGUGGAAAUAUUGAAUUCCAAUGGGACGCAACGAAUCGAUCCCAAUAAAAUUGUAUGCGCUAAGCAUACAGUAAGCGGUUGCGAAGAAUGCUUGGCUAAUCAUGAAUUAGUAUUUUUAACAUAAAUAUUAUUCAUUAUUAGUUAAAUGAAAUUUGUAUUUAAAAUUUAUAACAAGGGAGUGGUAGGAAUUUGGCAAUUAUUUAUUGACUGACAUUCAAUUUAUAUUACUGUUAAUUGUUAAUUAGAUUUUAAAAAGGUGAAAUGUGUAUAUUAUCUAGUCUGAAUAAUGUGAUAUAUUUAUAUUAUUAUUGUUUUUACAUUAGUUAGAAUGCUGAUUUAUUCAGUAUUUAAGUUUAUA
Messenger RNA from Phyllotreta striolata, 1616 nucleotides. Lineage: Eukaryota; Metazoa; Arthropoda; Insecta; Coleoptera; Chrysomelidae. The record is from the annotation of a GenBank genome assembly.